AUGACAGAAGAACACAAGUAUCAAACGGUCCAAGUGGCCGAAAUCACCGAACUCUCGGAAAAGAAAGCUGAAGAAAUACAAAAAGUCGGUAACGUGGAACUUGAACAUCACGAACAUGUGCAAGUUUCAGAUGAUAUACCACCAGAGUUGGAGGAGUUACUUCAUACUGACCCGAGUAAGGGUUUGACCACCGCUGAAGCUCAAGCUCGUCUGGAAAAGUUUGGACGUAAUGAGCUGGCAGAAGUCAAAACUAACCCUUUCUUGAAGUUUUUGUCAUAUUUCACUGGUGCGAUAGCGUAUCUGAUCGAGCUUGCGUGUCUCUUUGCUGGUAUUGUCAAGGACUGGCUGGAUUUCGGCAUUAUUCUUGCUCUACUUUUUGUCAACGCAUUCAUUGGUUUCAUCGAAGAAGCUCGUGCCGAAUCUGCAUUAGACGCACUCAAACAAACACUCGCACAAAAAGCCAAAGUAUGGCGAGACGGUCACUUUGUAGAUCUUGACGUGUCAGAACUUGUGCCCGGUGACGUGAUUGGUCUUCGUCUCGGCGACAUCGUUCCGGCUGACGCUCGUCUUUUAGGUAUAAACGUGACGGGUGGUGAAACAGAAGGUCACUUAUCAAUUGAUCAGUCUGCGUUGACCGGUGAAUCGUUGCCCGUUGAGAAGAAAAAAGGAGACACUGUUUAUUCGUCUUCGAUUGUUAAACAAGGUCAAAUGUUGGCUGUUGUCACAAAAACAGGAUCAAAUACUUUCAUUGGUCGUGCUGCUAAUUUGAUUUCAAUCACUGUCGAACAAGGACACUUCCAAAAAGUUGUCAAUCAAAUCGGAAAUUUCUUAAUUCUCAUUACUACAGUGCUCGUUUCCAUCAUCUUCAUUUAUCAAAUGGUGAAAUUCCGUGGUACAGAAAAAGGUGAGGUUCUCAAGGUACUCCAAACCGUACUAGUUUUAACUAUUGCUGCUAUUCCGGUGGGUCUGCCAACCGUCUUGUCUGUCACUAUGGCUGUCGGUGCUAAACAAUUAGCCGCGAAAAAAGUUAUUGUGAAACGAUUGACCGCUGUCGAAGAGAUGGCUUCCGUCUCGAUACUUUGUUCUGACAAGACUGGCACUUUGACGCUCAACGAAUUGACCUUUGAUGAACCAUAUCUAUCAUCUGGAUUCACCAAGGAGGACAUUCUAUUGUAUUCGUAUCUGUCUGCCGAACCCGGUGCAAAUGAUCCAAUUGAAUUUGCCGUAAGAACUGCUGCCGAAGAAAGUCUUGAGAUUCUUAAAAAUCGACCGAAUAAACACGAAAUUCCAGGAUACAAAGUCACCGCUUUUGUUCCGUUCAACCCGACCACAAAAAUGACUUCAGCAACCGUAGUUAAUCACGAGACUAAUGAAGCAUUCAAAGUAGCUAAAGGUGCGCCUCAAGUCAUUAUUCGAUUGGUCGGCGGUGAUGAUGAUGCAGUACGUGCAGUGAACAAUUUAGCCAGACGUGGUCUUCGUGCUCUUGGUGUUGCCAAAACUAUUCCCGGUGAUCUAGAAACAUAUCAGCUUGUUGGUAUGAUUUCGCUUCUUGAUCCUCCUCGUCCUGACUCUGCGGAAACAAUCAGACGCUGCAAGGGGUAUGGUGUUGAUGUGAAAAUGAUCACCGGUGAUCAAUUGAUUAUUGCUAAAGAAGUCGCCAUGCGUCUUGGUAUGCAACGUGUUAUUCUUGACGCUAACCAUUUAGUGGAUCCAAACAAAUCUGAAGAAGAAGUGACGCAACAUUGUGAACGUGCUGAUGGUUUCGCUCAAGUUAUUCCCGAACAUAAAUAUCGAGUGGUCGAAUUACUGCAAAAACGUGGUCUAUUGGUUGGUAUGACUGGUGAUGGGGUAAACGAUGCUCCUGCUUUGAAGAAAGCUAAUGUCGGUAUUGCUGUGCAUGGAUGUACGGAUGCUGCUCGUUCUGCUGCUGAUAUUGUAUUGUUGGCGCCUGGUCUAUCGACUAUUGUUGAUGGUAUUACUACUUCACGUGCAAUCUUCCAACGAAUGAGAUCUUAUGCUCUUUACAGAAUCACUUCGACAGUCCACUUUUUGAUCUUUUUCUUCUGCAUCAUACUUGCUCGUGACUGGGAAAUGAAGGCUAUUCUAUUGAUUUUGAUUACUUUGUUGAACGAUGCUGCCACACUUGUAAUUUCCGUUGACAAUGCAAAGAUCUCGAAACGUCCCGAUAAAUGGCGUCUUGGUCAAUUAAUUACACUUUCAAUUGUACUCGGUCUAUUCUUAACUGCCGCUUCAUUCGCCCACUACUUUGUUGCACGUGACGUUUUCAACAUUCCCGAUAAUGACCCAAAUGACGACCGACUAGAAACCAUAAUGUAUCUACAUAUUUCAUCCUGCCCUCACUUUUUAAUCUUCUCGACCCGUCUAUCCGGAUACUUUUGGGAAAGUCUUCCGUCGCCAAUAUUCUUUAUCGCAGUCAUGGGAACUCAAGUAUUCGCCAUGUUCAUCUCGAUCUACGGUCUGCUCACCGAAGCUAUCGGCUGGUCAUGGGGUAUUAGUAUCAUCGGUGUAUCGCUGGGCUACUUCUUCGUCUUGGAUUUCAUUAAAGUACAGAUCUUUAAAUACUGGUCAUUCGAACUCACCGCCACUUUAUGGCCAUCGAAAGAACGUAAAUCUAAACUUCAUGAUCGUCGUGAACAACAUGAGCAGAAGAUAAAGGUUCAGCGUACUAUCGAGAAAGUUCGCAAGGUUGUGCUUAUUUCUAAAGUGUUGCUCGCAUUCAAGUACGCAUCAUCAUCAGAGAAGCGACAAAUUAGAGAAAAGAUAUAA
Messenger RNA from Ambispora gerdemannii, 2787 nucleotides. NCBI's taxonomy places the organism in Eukaryota, Fungi, Glomeromycota, Glomeromycetes, Archaeosporales, Ambisporaceae. The record is from the annotation of a GenBank genome assembly.